AUGGCAUCUAGCUAUCCAGUUCUCCCAGAGAAGCUACUUCUCAUCUCUUUGAAGAUGUACUUCACCCCAGACCGCACACUCACCUAUCUCCGGGACCUGCUCAACCCAUCCAACGAGAUUGUGCACCCCGAAAACCGGGAUAAGCUCCUCCUAGCUCUAAUCCCCGACUUCCUGACCAUCUGGCCCUGCGCGCAAAUUCUCAAAGAAUACGAAGCCCAGCUCACCAGCACCGGGAUCUCCACAUCCCCAUCCCCCUUCCUCCUAGGAGCCCAAGACUGCUUCUGGGAGCCCCAAGGCGCAUACACAGGCGAGGUAUCACCCACCUCAAUCCACGCCCUGGGCUGCUCAAUCGUCGAACUCGGCCACGCCGAGCGACGCGCCAUCUUCGGCGAGUCAGAUGAGCAAACCGCGCGCAAAGCCGCCGCAACUUGCGCACAGCACAUGGUGCCACUCGUCUGCGUCGGCGAGGUGACUGCGCCCGGCGCUGUCGCCUCCGAAGCCGUCGGCCAGGCUGUCUCUGAGUGCGCCGUGCUGGUCCGCGCCGUGCUGGCUGCUAUCCCUGCCGACGCGCCCGUGAUCUUCGCCUACGAGCCUGUCUGGGCCAUUGGCCAGCCCAGGCCUGCGGGCGUCGACCACGUCGCGGCCGUUGUGCAGGGCAUUCGCGCUGUUAUCGGCGCCCGGCCGGGCACUGCGCGUGUGCUGUACGGGGGCAGUGCGGGGCCUGGUCUUUGGGGUGCUGGAGGGCUUGGCCGGGCUGUUGAUGGGAUGUUUUUGGGCCGGUUUGCGCAUGAAAUUGACGGCGUGCGCAAGGUUGUUCGUGAGGUAGAGGAGACACUAGUGGUAUAA
Penicillium paradoxum is the source of this 846-nucleotide messenger RNA. RefSeq names its product triose-phosphate isomerase. The record is from RefSeq and is a predicted model, not a curated record. The transcript has a single exon. NCBI's taxonomy places the organism in Eukaryota, Fungi, Ascomycota, Eurotiomycetes, Eurotiales, Aspergillaceae. Gene Ontology annotation, biological process: glycerol catabolic process; glyceraldehyde-3-phosphate biosynthetic process; glycolytic process. Gene Ontology annotation, cellular component: cytosol. The coding region runs from base 1 to 846 and encodes 281 amino acids. Gene Ontology annotation, molecular function: triose-phosphate isomerase activity.